Epinephelus moara (kelp grouper) is the source of this 10803-nucleotide messenger RNA. RefSeq names its product echinoderm microtubule-associated protein-like 6. The coding region runs from base 1273 to 7146 and encodes 1957 amino acids. Lineage: Eukaryota; Metazoa; Chordata; Actinopteri; Perciformes; Serranidae. The transcript has 42 exons. The record is from RefSeq and is a predicted model, not a curated record. Gene Ontology annotation, molecular function: microtubule binding.
CGAUUUAAUGUGUAAUCUGUAAAUAUUAAACACAAAUACAACACAUUAAACUCAAAAAACUACUUUGCAAAUAUAAAACGCAGCUGCAAACAAAGACCAUAAAUGAUACAAAUCUGAACACAUUUAUAUCAAUUAUAAACAAAGGAAACAGAUCAUUUGAUUUCAUGCUCGCAGAUUUGUAUUUCACGCACACCGAGUCUUUCUUUGUAUUUCGUGUGUAUAUUGCAGAUCUGUUUAAUAUGUGUGGAAGUGUCUCAUAUUCACAGAUUAAACACACACACAGAUAUUUCUGAGACAAAUGUGUGUCCACAGACCGGAGACUGUAAUUUAUUGAACUUAAAAAGACAGCUGUGUUGUCCUCUGCAGAGACCUCUGUUGGAAACGAUCAUUACAAAGAUUAAAUAAUUCACGUUUUCAUCGAGAUAAACAUAGGCUAAAAAAACCGCUGACACUAAAACUUUAUUUUGAAAAUUCCAACAGGAAGUGUCGGUGGUAAUUCUUUCCGCUCUGCCGCUGUCAGUGAUCCCCGGGAUUCCCGUUAAUAUCCCGACUUUCCUUCAUAUUCGUGCGUUUUCUGGGCUGUUUCUGAGCCGGGGUGCCGCUGUGGGUCUCUGCCGGGUUGAAGCGUCUCUCGGCCGGCCUGCAGGAGCAGGUGCAGCCGGUGUCGGUGGUGUGGAUGUUGCGGACUGACGGUGAUAAAUCGGCGCUGUAAUCUCCGGAUUUUAACUGGAAACAGCGAACAGACGGCGAAGAGUCAGCGAAGGGAUUUUCUAUCAUAUCCGCCUUCAGACGCUCCGUUUGUGGAGUCCGUUAAAUGAAGUGACGGUUAAUUUGUCCCCGGUGCGACCGGAACAUCGGUCAGAAGGACGGACAGUGUAGUCCUCAUGGUCCCGCUGAAGGCUGGGUCGAUAUCCUGACAUGCGCUCCCAACACGGUUUCUAUUUCUUUCCCACAGUGACCUUCUCAGCAAACACCAACACCUUCCUGUACCUUCAGAGAACAUCCUGGGAAUGUUCCGGUUUGGGUCAUUAGUUGGAGCAACGUUCCCAAAAGGUUGGAAUUAUGGGAAGUGCAGUUGGAUGUCGGACUCCAGUGAUGGACUACAGCUCCCAGCAGCCUUAGGACCAGCAGCAGACUCUGAUGCACACGCGUGUUUUUGUGUUCGUCCAGAGAUUCUUCACAGCAGAUGCUUCGGACCUACUCACAGCUCGUCAGACUUCCUGGUUUCUUCGUAUUUUUAACUUGAUGUUGAGUUUUCAGUUUUAAGCCAACAUGUCAGAUAAGACGGCGCCGCGCUGCCAGCUGAGGCUGGAGUGGAUCCACGGAUACAGAGGUCACCAGUGUCGAAACAACCUCUACUACACCGCAGGGAAAGAGGUGGUGUACUUCGUGGCCGGGGUGGGCGUGGUCUACAACACCCGAGAGCACACCCAGAAGUUCUACCUGGGGCACAACGAUGACAUCAUCAGUCUGGCGAUCCACCCAGAUAAGAUCCAGGUGGCGACGGGUCAGGUGGGCAAAGACCCGUUCAUCUGUAUCUGGGACACGUACGCCAUGCAGACCGUGUCCAUCCUGAGGGACAUCCACACACAUGGAGUGGCCUGUUUGGCCUUCGACUCUGACGGACAGCGGCUGGUGUCGGUCGGUCUGGACGCCAAGAACACGCUGUGUGUUUGGGACUGGAGGAGAGGACGAGUCCUCGCCACGGCAACCGGACACUCAGACAGAAUCUUUGACGUGGCCUGGGAUCCGUUUCAGUCCAGCCGUCUGGUCAGCUGUGGAGUCAAACACAUCAAGUUCUGGACGCUGUGUGGGAAUGCUCUGACCCCGAAGCGAGGGAUCUUUGGGAAGACGGGCGACCUGCAGACCAUCCUGUGUGUUUCUGCAGCCAAAGAUGAGCUGACCUACUCUGGAGCUCUGAACGGAGACGUUUAUGUGUGGAGAGGAAUCACUCUGAUCCGGACCGUACAGGCUGCACACGGGGCGGGGAUCUUCAGCAUGCACGCCUGUGAGGAGGGAUUCGCCACGGGAGGACGAGAUGGCUGCAUCAGACUGUGGGACGUCGACUUCAAACCCAUCACAAAGAUCGACCUGAGGGAGGCGGAGCAGGGAUACAAAGGUCUGUCGAUCCGCAGCGUUUGCUGGAAGGCAGACCGUAUCCUAGCGGGUACGCAGGACAGCGAGAUCUUCGAGGUCAUGGUCCGAGACCGGGACAAACCUGUUCUGCUGAUGCAGGGUCACAGCGAGGGCGAGCUGUGGGCGCUCGACCUGCACCCCAAACAACCGGUCGCUGUCACCGGGAGCGAUGACCGCUCUGUCAGGCUGUGGAGUCUUCCUGACCACACUCUGUUGGCUCGCUGUAACAUGGAGGAAUCCGUCCGAAGUGUCUCCUUCAACAACGACGGCUCUCAGCUUGCUCUGGGCAUGAAGGAUGGAUCCUUCACCGUGCUGCGUGUCAGGGACAUGACGGAAGUCGUGCACAUCAAGGACAGGAAGGAGGUAAUCCAUGAGCUAAAGUUUUCGCCGGAUGGUUCCUUCCUGGCGGUGGGAUCAAACGACGGGCUGGUGGAUGUAUAUGCUGUCGCCCAGCGUUACAAGAAGGUGGGCGAGUGCAGCCGCUCCGCCUCCUUCAUCACGCACCUGGACUGGUCGGUCGACAGCCGCUUCCUGCAGACCAAUGAUGGCGCCGGAGAGCGGCUCUUCUACAGGAUGCCAGCAGGGAAGCAGGUUCCAAAAGAGGAGGCAAAGGGGAUCCACUGGAUGACGUGGACAGGAGUCAUUGGGCCGGAGGUGAACGGCAUCUGGCCCAAAUACUCCAACAUCACCAACGUGAACUCUGUGGACGCCAACUACAGCAGCGCCGUGCUGGUGACCGGAGACGACCUCGGCCUCGUCAAACUCUUUAGGUUCCCCUGCCUCAAGAAAGGCGCCAAAUUCAAGAAGUACAUCGGUCACUCUGCCCAUGUGACAAAUGUUCGCUGGUCCAACGACCUGCAGUGGGUCGUCAGCACUGGUGGCGCCGACCACGCUGUUUUCCAGUGGAGAUUCCUGCCCGAAGGCGUCAUGAACGGCGUCCUGGAGCCCCUCCUCCAAGAGGGUUAUGCCGACUCCAAUAGUGGGGAGUCGGACUCGGACGUGUCCGACGUCCCGGAGCUCGACUCGGACAUCGAACAGGAAGCUCAGACCAGCUACGAACGCCAGGUCUGUCUGUCUGUCUCUCACCUGUCCCUGUCUGUCUAUCUAUCUGUCUGUCUGUCUCUCACCUCUGACCUUUAUUGUGGCGGUGUAACUUCCUGUCACCUGUGCAGGUAUCGGGGCUUCGACUGUCGUAACAACUUAUUCUACAGUCAGACUGGGGAGGUGGUGUACCACGUGGCUGCCGUCGCCGUUGUCUACAACCGUCUGCAGCACAGUCAGAGGUUUUAUCUCGGCCAUGACGACGACAUCCUCAGCCUCACCGUCCACCCGCUCAAAGACUAUGUGGCCUCAGCUCAGGUGGGCAGAGACCCGGCCGUCCACGUCUGGGACAUCCAGACUCUGAAGUGUCUGUCUCUACUAAAGGGACACCACAGCAGAGGAGUGUGUGCUCUGGAGUUCACAGUGGACGGAAAGAGUUUGGUCUCAGUGGGAAUCGAUGAAUUUCACUCCAUCGUCAUCUGGGACUGGAAAAAAGGAGAGAGACUGGCCAAGGCCAGGGGUCAUAAAGAGAAGAUCUUCGUGGUGAGGAGUAACCCGUUCAGGACGGACAAACUGGUGACUGUCGGCAUCAAACACAUCAAGUUCUGGCAACAUUCAGGUGGCGGUCUAACGUUCAAACGGGGGAUUUUCGGUAACCUGGGGAAACAGGAGACGAUGAUGUCGGCGUGUUACGGUCGAUCAGAGGACCUGGUCUUCUCUGGAGCCACCAAUGGAGAUGUUUACAUCUGGAGAGACACGACGCUCAUCAAGACCAUCAAGGCCCACGACGGCCCUGUGUUCGCCAUGUGCUCCCUGGACAAGGGUUUCGUGACGGGGGGGAAGGACGGCAUCGUGGAGCUGUGGGACGACAUGUUUGAGAGAUGUUUGAAGACGUACGCCAUCAAGAGAGCCGCUCUGUCUCCGUCGUCCAAAGGUCUGCUGCUGGAGGACAACCCGUCCAUCAGAGCCAUCACUCUGGGUCACGGUCACAUCCUGCUGGGGACAAAGAACGGAGAAGUCCUGGAGAUCGAUAAGAGCGGCCCCAUGACGCUUCUGGUUCAGGGUCACAUGGAAGGGGAGGUUUGGGGUUUGGCGGCUCACCCUCUACUUCCUGUCUGCGCUACCGUCAGCGAUGACAAAACUCUGAGGAUCUGGGAGCUGUCGGCCAAUCACCGCAUGGUCGCCGUCCGCAAACUCAAGAAGGGUGGGCGGUGCUGUGCCUUCUCACCUGACGGUAAAGCUCUGGCGGUCGGUCUGAACGACGGCAGCUUCCUGGUGGUGAACGCCGACACGCUGGAGGACAUGGUGACCUUUCACCACCGCAGGGAGCUCAUCUCGGACAUCCGCUUCUCCCAAGACGCGGGGAAGUACCUGGCUGUGGCGUCCCACGAUUCCUUUGUGGACAUCUACAACGUCCUGACCAGUAAGAGAGUCGGCAUCUGUAAAGGAGCUGGCAGCUACAUCACACACAUCGACUGGGACUCCAGAGGUAAACUGCUGCAGGUGAACACUGGAGCUAAAGAGCAGCUGUUCUUUGAGGCUCCGCGAGGACGCAAACAGAACAUCAGUGUGGCCGAGUUUGAGAAGCUGGAUUGGGCGAGCUGGACGUCUGUUCUGGGUCCCACCUGUGAGGGAAUAUGGCCGACGCUCAGCUUCGUUAACGCCGCCUCGCUCACCAAAGAUCGCAAACUGCUCGCCACUGGAGACGACUUCGGCUUCCUCAAACUGUUCAGCUUCCCAUCCAGGGGCCAGUUUGCCAAGUUUAAGAAGUACGUUGGUCACAGCACCAACGUGACAAACGUCCGCUGGUCCAAUGACGACUCCAUGCUGCUGUCAGUGGGCGGGGCCGACACCGCGCUGAUGAUCUGGACCAGAGAGCCACCGGGUCACAAAGAGAGUAGAGCUGUGGACAGCGAGGAGUCAGACGACGACACGGAGGAGGACGGAGGGUACGACAGCGACGUGGCACGGGAGAAGGUGGUGGACUACAUCACCAAGAUCUACUCUGCCAGCAUCAGGAACAUGACAGGAACCAGACCUCACCUGCAGCACAAAGAGCUUCCUGUGGAGGAGAGGCCUCCGGUAAGUCGAGCUGCACCGCUGCCCGACAAACUGCUGAAGAACAACGUGACCAAGAAGAAGAAGGUGGUGGAGGAGCUGGUGCUGGAGCACGUCUUUGGCUACAGAGGCUUCGACUGUCGCAACAACCUGCAUUACCUCAACGACGGUGCUGACAUCAUCUUCCACACUGCUGCCGCCGUGGUCAUCCAGAACCUAUCCGCCGGAACCCAGAGUUUCUACCUGGAACACACUGACGACAUCCUCUGUCUGACUGUCAACCAACACCCAAAAUACCAAAACAUCAUCGCUACGGGACAAAUCGGUGACAUCACUGACCUGCCAGGCCUUGCUCCAUCCAUCCAUGUGUGGGAUGCCAUGACCAAGCAGACGUUGUCUAUCCUCCGCUGUUCCCACGCUAAAGGUGUCGGCUACGUCAACUUCAGCGCCACAGGGAAGCUGCUGCUGUCUGUGGGAGUUGAACCUGAACACAUCAUCACUGUGUGGAGGUGGCAGGAAGGCACCAAGGUGACCUGUAAAGGAGGCCACGCUGAGCGGAUCUUUGUGGUGGAGUUCAGACCAGACUCCGACACCCAGUUUGUGUCGGUGGGAAUCAAACACAUCAAGUUCUGGACUCUGGUCGGAGGUUCGCUCGUCUACAAGAAAGGAGUGAUCGGCUCGGUGGAGGACGGCCGUAUGCAGACCAUGUUGUCUGUCGCGUUUGGUGCUAACAACCUGACGUUCACUGGUGCUAUUAACGGAGACGUGUACGUAUGGAGGGAGCACUUCCUGGUGCGAGUGGUGGCGAAGGCGCACAGUGGUCCGGUCUUUACCAUGUACACCACCCUGAGGGAUGGACUCAUCGUCACCGGGGGGAAGGAACGGCCGACUAAAGAAGGCGGCGCUGUGAAACUUUGGGAUCAGGAGAUGAAGCGCUGUAGAGCGUUUCAGCUGGAGACCGGCCAGCCGGUGGAGAACGUCCGAUCCGUCUGCAGAGGGAAGGGUAAAAUCCUGGUGGGAACCAAAGAUGGAGAGAUCAUAGAGGUUGGAGAAAAGAACGCUGCCUCCAACACCAUGAUCAACGGACACACUCAGGGAGGAAUCUGGGGUUUAGCAACUCACCCUUUCAAAGACGUCUUCAUCUCCGCCAGCGAUGACGGGACCAUCCGAAUAUGGGACCUGGCUGAUAAGAAACUUCUGAACAAGGUGAGUUUGGGUCAUCCUGCCAAGUGCACCUCCUAUAGUCCCAAUGGAGAGAUGGUUUCCAUCGGUAUGGAGAAUGGAGAGUUCAUCGUCCUGCUAGUCAACUCCCUCACUGUCUGGGGCAAGAAGAGAGACCGCAGUGUCGCCAUCCAGGACAUACGGUUCAGUCCAGACAACCGAUUCUUGGCAGUGGGUUCAGUUGAAAGUGCUGUGGAUUUCUACGACCUUUCUCUGGGACCGUCCCUCAACAGGAUUGGCUACUGUAAGGACAUCCCGGGCUCCGUCAUCCAGAUCGACUUCUCUGCUGACAGCAAACAUAUCCAGGUGUCCACCAGCACCUACACUCGGCAGGUGCAUGAAGUUCCCUUGGGGAAGAUUGUCACAGAGCAGUCUGCAUUUGAGAGGAUCACCUGGGCUACCUGGACCAGCAUCCUGGGUGACGAGGUUCUCGGAGUUUGGCCUCGUAACACAGAGAAGGCGGAUGUUAACUGUGCUUGUGUUUCCCACGCCGGUCUCAACCUGGUGACCGGAGACGACUUUGGCCUCAUCAAGCUCUUUGAUUUCCCCUGCUCCGAAAAAUUUGCAAAACACAAGCGCUACUUCGGUCACUCGGCUCACGUGACAAACAUUCGAUUCUCCUGUGACGACAAGUUCGUCAUCAGCGCCGGUGGCAGUGACUGCAGUUUGUUUGUGUGGAAAUGUCAGUGACAGUCCUCCUCCUCCUCCUCCUCCUCCUCCUCCUCCUCCUCUUCUUCUCCUUCUCCUGUGAUGCUGCACUCAGCUCUGUUGACGCUUCAGCCCCUUUACCUGAAACCACACAGGACAGGAAGUCUCAAGUCAAACUGCGUGUGAGCCGUGACCAGACACGUCACGUGAUGCUGACUGUACUGUAUUUUCUUGUGACGUAGUUCUUCUUGUAUAUUCAGAUGAUUUGAUGUGGACAUGACAAGCAGCCGGUGUUUUUUAGAUUUCAAAUGUUUGUGUAUUUACUUUUGUGUAAAAAGAUCCAAACACAGGAAGAGGAGUGCAGUUUGACCUCCUUCAGAGAACGUGUAGCUGUUAGAUGUAGCUGUUUCUGUUUGUCAGUACGUGCCUUUAUCACAAACUCUGACCAAACAUUUGAUACAACUUUAUUUAUACUGGUGGUGCUAUCAAAAUCAUCAUUUAGGGCUUUUUACAGAUAUGGAUGAUGAAUGCUGUCGUUGUUUUGUUUUGUAUCUCGUACUGUCUCAAGGUGAUGAUGAUGAUGAUGCAGUUAUGUUUUACUUAAAUGAAGUAGAAAACAAACAAAGGAAAGAUGGAUCUUUGAUCCCAGAUAUUUAAACUGGAAAUAAAAAAAAUAUAUGUUCUACCUCAACAUACAAUAAAGUGAAACUGAAUCAUAUUUAAGGUAGAAAAUAAAUAUUUGAUAGAAUUUACUGAGCAGAGGAAGACAGAGUGUGGACGACCUCUUUCUGUCCACCAGAUAGCGCCGUCUGUUGUCUCCCUGUUGUUUAAAUAAAACUUGAAGAAACUGAAUGCUGCUUUUGAACAUCAACGAGGAUUUAAAGGGAAAAACCAACCAAAAUGAUCCUCUGUUCUUUAAGGAACCUGUGCAACAACUCAAUAAUACCACUCGUGUUCUCGUAUCUGUGUCGACAUGUGUUUAGUGUAGUUAGAAGGUGCUAAAUGUAAAAUCCAGCAUGUUGGCGUCAAAAGAUAAACAUGAUGAAAGACGACAGAAACAAGAGAACUAAAUUAUUUUCUGCGGCGCAGAAGUAGGUUCUUUUUUUCCCGGACUGUAGGCCUCUACUCACCGCGGCGUUUUUAUUUAUUUUAUUCAUAUUUUAUUUUUGCGUGUGAUUAUUUUGCACAUCAACAUUUUUUAACUGUUGUUUUGGUCAUCAGUGUUUUGACAAAGAAAGAGAAUAUCACGCUGCAAAAAGUGAUGCAACAAGGUCCAUUUUUCUAAACUUUCACACCACCAGUGAAGGCAUCAGUCAGUCACGUUGUGCAGAACUGACAUCACGUCUCAACAUCCCGACAGUUGCAGACCUGUAACAAUUGUAUGAAUAAGUCAUGUUGUUUCUUGGUCACGCCAUCCGAAGGCAAAGGUUUAAUUUCAGCACUGAUGGGGAUAUGUACUAAGCAGGAACGUGGGGGGACCCUCCACCAGGAAACUUUUUGCAUGAAACACUUUAUUUCCUGCAUUCUGGUGAUUUUUUUGCACCAAUUUUGGGUGGAAAAGUCUUCAUUUAUGUCAAGAAAAAUAAAAUUCACUCAUUCAUCUGUAAUGACAUAGGUCAUUACAGAGAUUGAUGGUUCUCAAAAGAACCUACUGGAGAGCUCCCAGCCGAUCACAUUACUUGUGGAGUUCCACAGGGUUCAAUGUUGGGUCCCAUGUUAUUUUACUUAUUCAUUGUUGUACAUGAGUAUACGUUACAAACAUUUUAACAUCUCAAACACAGUUCAGGUCAACAGUUUAACCACAGUUUUAAAUCAAACAGAAGGUAACCAAAGCAACAAUACUGAUGCUUCACUUCGCUAAUUGGUUACUGAUUGGACACAUUUAAAAACGUGCAGUUCUUGGAGUCUGUUAUUUUUGUACACCAGAACAUUUUGUGUUAUUGUAGAUUUUAAAGAGACUGAAUCGUGAACGUCAGUAAUUUUGUAACAUUAAAGAAAAUGGUAAAAUGAAACUUUGGAACAGAUAUUUUCCCCCAGUGAUGUAACUGAAAUGAUGCUGAUAUUAUACUGGUAUGAUACUGGUGCUUCUGGUUUUGUGUACAGCAGCAGGUUGAUUUUGUAAAAUGAAAGAUGUUAGCUGUAACUGUGAGCGUUCUUUAGAUAGUGAGUGGAGCUCAGUUCAGUUCACAUUUAUUACAAGAUGGCCGCUGAGGCCUCCUCCACCUGUUUACAGCCUAAAGAAACAUGUAGUGAAAUCUUUUUGUUCCGUCCUCUCCAGAGACGCAUGUUUCAGAUGGACACCAGUUUAAUCUCUGUGUGUCCAGUAUAGACCACAGGAUGUGGUUAGCUUAGCUUUACACAAGUGACUGGAAGAAGGGAAACAAAUAAGUUUUAACCACAAUCAUCACAAAAACCUGCCAAGCUUAGCAAGUGUGAUAUUAUCACCAGUUAAUGACUUAGGCUAACGUUAGCUAAGCAAUGUUUGUAUUGUAAGCACCCAUUAUUUGUUGAUUGUAUUCUGUUCAAAAUUAUUUUAAGUUGUUUACCAACCUCCAAAUCAAAGACUUUCAUAGCUAAUGAGCUAACAUUUGUUAGCUGGGGAGCAUAUAUGCUAGCUGAAACUUUAGCUUGCUAGCUAACAGGCAAAUGAGGGGAAUAUUAAACCAGUAUAGUUGUAAAUCUUCUCCAGUGUCAGGCGCAUCAAAUGGAUAUCAGUUUCAUCUCUCUUCAUACAAAAUAAAUUUCCUCAGAUGGAGCUAGGCUAACAGUUCCCCCCUAUGUCCAGUGUUUGAGCUAAGAGCUAGGCUAACAGUUCUCCCCUGUACCCAGUGUUUGAGCUAAGAGCUAGGCUAACAGUUCCCCGUGUCCAGUGUUUGAGCUAAGAGCUAGGCUAACAGUUUCCCCCCUGUGUCCAGUGUUUGAGCUAAGAGCUAGGCUAACAGUUCCCCCCUGUGUCCAGUGUUUGAGCUAAGAGUUAGGCUAACAGUUCCCCCCUGUGUCCAAUGAUUGAGCUAAGAGUUAGGCUAACAGUUCCCCCCUGUGUCCAAUGAUUGAGCUAAGAGCGAGGCUAACAGUUCCCCCUUGCGUCCAGUGUUUGAGCUAAGAGCUAGGCUAACAAUUCCCCCGUCCUUCCAGCGACUGAGCUAAGAGCUAGGCUAACAGUUUCCCUGCCUCCAGUGUUUAAGCUAAGAGCUAGGCUAACAGUUUCCCUGCCUCCAGUGUUUAAGCUAAGAGCUAGGCUAACAGUUCCCCCAUGUGUCAAGUGUUUGAGCUAAGAGCUAGGCUAAUAUUUCCCCCUGCAUCCUGUGUCUGAGCUAAGACCUAGGCUAACAGUUUCCUCCUGCGUCCAGUGUUUGAACUAAGCUAGGCUAAUCAUGUCCUGUAUGCUCUGAAAUGCAUCUGGUCGUCUGACUCUGAAGACUAACGAGAAGAUUUCCCAAUAUGCUGCACUUUUCCUUUAAAAUUAAAUUGUUUAAAAUUUUCAUUCAUUAAAUUAUGUUUUUUUUUUUCCUGUUUGAUUUUCUGUAAUAAAAAUAAAUAUGAAACACAGAGACCAGACCUGCGACAUGCUGCUGCUGUUACAGUGAAACUAAAGAAAGGUGAUGUAUUCUGCAGAUUUUGGCUCCAAAAAAAAGAAAGAAAAUCUUGUUGGAUUUUUUUUUUCUCUGUUCGUCAAACUUUGUCAUGAAAUAAAAACAU